AAAGGCUGUUCACUCAUUUCGAGCUGCGUCUAUUCUACUUGCCUCUCUCUCACUUAUUCAGCGCGCCGACUUCGACCAUCAUAACCUCUGCGCGUUCAGUCCUCCUUUAAUCAACCUUGACCUUCACACUUACUAUCGAGUCUCUCUUUCACUCAACAUCAGCUUCGUUGGUAAGCAUCUCUUUCUCCAUCCCCAUCACUUCGGUCUGAUCUGCGCUAAUUACAUACAGACAUCAUGGCAAGCACUAUGACUUCGGAUCCGAAGACCAUCGUGCCUGUUAUUGUCACAAUCACUGACAGCCACGACGUUGUUCUGCGCGUCACUGAAUACGACAAUUCAGGGAAGGUUGAUAAGGACGGCAAGUACAAGAUCAAGACGAUCGUCGACUUCCAAGCUACUCGCCAGAAUCUGAUCGAUGUUUCACCUGUCUUUAAGACACUCUUGACCACCCGCAACUUCGCCGAGGCUGGCCAGUACAUCAUCAACCUAAAAGAACAUGUACCUGAAGCAAUUGAAGUCAUCCUCUGCGCCAUCUAUGGCAAAGACAGUGUUUGGGAGGCUUCUGCUACUGGUCAGGAAGUCGCUUUACGUACUCUGAAGCUCGAGCCUAUCUAUCUCUGGGAGGUUAUGGACUCUAACCAUUCAUUCAUGAUCGAGUUCCACAACCUGGAUGCUUGGUUUACUCUUUGGUACAAGAGCGUUGGUCUUCGCUUUGAUGCUGAUGUGAUGAUGUAUCCUUGCUUCCAGUUCCGCCAUGCGGAAGGCUUUCUCAGAGCCACCAAGGCGAUGGUGUACCACUAUCAUCACAUCAAGGAACGCGGCAACAGCAAGCACAACGAUCUAUGUCUGCCUCCCCGUGUACUUCGUAAGUUCCACCGCGAGUUAUACUUAUCGAUUUUCUGAUUACUAACCUUGAGGCAGAGCAAGUUCGUGCAGCACUGGGUCGCGUCAAGACCGUACUCACAAAUGAGAUAUGGUUCAUAAUCGACAAAAUGCUACUGAGCGCUUUUUGCGGCUGCAAAGAGAGAGUUCUGUUCGCGUUUCAACUCGCUCUCAAGAAGACUGAAGGUUUCCCCAUUGACAGAGCUUGCCAAGGAGAUUCCAUCCAAAAUGUCAUCCGCAAACUCCAGACCUUCGACAAGCACUUCAAGCUGCCAGCAGACUGCUGCCGCGAAUGUCGCAGAAACUGGUUCGCACUUGUGAAGGGGCUCUGCCGCGUCGGU
Molecule: messenger RNA, 1223 nt
Organism: Aureobasidium subglaciale EXF-2481
Lineage: Eukaryota; Fungi; Ascomycota; Dothideomycetes; Dothideales; Saccotheciaceae
Exons: 1
Coding region: 235-903 (222 amino acids)
Molecular function (GO): protein binding
Source: RefSeq, a predicted model, not a curated record